Saimiri boliviensis boliviensis (Bolivian squirrel monkey) is the source of this 3843-nucleotide messenger RNA. RefSeq names its product transgelin (gene TAGLN). Gene Ontology annotation, molecular function: protein binding. Lineage: Eukaryota; Metazoa; Chordata; Mammalia; Primates; Cebidae. The record is from RefSeq and is a predicted model, not a curated record.
GGGCGAGCCAGCGGCGGAGGCUGACAUCACCACGGCGGCAGCCCUUUAAACCCCUCACCCAGCCAGCGCCCCGUCCUAUCUGUCCAAGCCCAGGCACAGGUCUUCAUUCCUUCCUGCGAGCCCCGAGGAAGCCCUCUCUCCCCAGACAUGGCCAACAAGGGUCCUUCCUAUGGCAUGAGCCGCGAAGUGCAGUCCAAAAUCGAGAAGAAAUACGAUGAGGAGCUGGAGGAGCGGCUGGUGGAGUGGAUUAUAGUGCAGUGUGGUCCUGAUGUGGGCCGCCCAGACCGUGGGCGCCUGGGCUUCCAGGUCUGGCUGAAGAAUGGUGUGAUUCUGAGCAAGCUGGUGAAUAGCCUGUACCCUGACGGCUCCAAGCCAGUGAAGGUGCCUGAGAACCCGCCUUCCAUGGUCUUCAAGCAGAUGGAACAGGUGGCCCAGUUCCUGAAGGCAGCUGAGGACUAUGGGGUCACCAAGACUGACAUGUUCCAGACUGUUGACCUCUUUGAAGGCAAAGACAUGGCAGCAGUGCAGAGGACCCUGAUGGCUUUGGGCAGCUUGGCAGUGACCAAGAAUGAUGGGCACUACCGUGGAGAUCCCAACUGGUUUAUGAAGAAAGCACAGGAGCAUAAGAGAGAAUUCACAGAGAGCCAGCUGCAGGAGGGAAAGCAUGUCAUUGGCCUUCAGAUGGGCAGCAACAGAGGGGCCUCCCAGGCCGGCAUGACAGGCUACGGACGACCUCGGCAGAUCAUCAGUUAGAUCGGAGAGGGCCAGCCCUGAGCCCUGCCCUCCGCCAGCUCCUCGGCUGCAGCCAUCCCGCUUAGCCUGCCUCACCCACACCCGUGUGGUACCUUCAGCCCUGGCCAAGCUUUGAGGCUCUGUCACUGAGCAAUGGUAACUGCACAUGGGCAGCUACUGCCCCUUCCCCCAGCUCAACUUCUUGUCCCAAAGCAUCACUGCCCUGGCCCCUCCCUCCCAGCUGCCCCCACCACCCCUACUGUCUUGCCCCUGAGUAAAGCAGGGAGAAGCGGUCUGGGGGUAGCCUGGAUGUGGGUCGAGUCCACUGUCCUUGGCAGCAAAAGCCCAUUGAAGAAGAACCAGCCCAGCCUCCCCCAUCUUUUCCUGGAAUAUUUUUGGGGUUGGAACUCAAAAAGGAAAAAAGAAAAAAUACAUCAACCUUUUCUCAGGCCUGGCUAGCAGAGUUUGAUUUUCCCUGGUCACUUGUGUUAUGGUUCCAGAUCUGAGCAGGGGACAGGCAGGCAUCUCGGGCUUAUGUGUGCUCCUGGCUGCUGUCCUCUGAAGGACCCUUCACUUGCCAAGAUUCCAGGAGGGUCAGAUUCUUUCAGAGGAAACAGGUUGUGGAACAGGAGAGUGUAUCUUGGGGACCGAAGUGAAGAGGAGCCACUCAGCAGCUUGCAGUGGCUUUGGGGAGACAGAGGAAAGAGAGCUCACGAGUGGCAGAAUUGUUUGGAAGGUUUUUAUUUUGGAAAAGCUGUGCAGAAAAAAAUUCAAGAAAAUGUUGCUGUGAAAAGAGAAAAACAAAUCUUAAGCAUUAAAAAAAAAUUCCAAUCAACCAACUAGCUCAGAAGAGGGGAGAAGGCCAAGAUUGAGAGAAGAGUCACAGCCUGUCAGGCAGAUAGCUGGCCUCUGGAGGGAAGGCCAUUUCCCUGAGCACUUGCAGAGGAAGACAGGGUGGUGGCAGGACCGGAGUGGCAGUGGCUCCCAAGGCUGUCUUCUCCGACACGCACGUCUGCCACCUGCUCUGCAGUCCUGCCGCGGGAUUCCCUAGUGAAGCAGCUCAGGCCCGGGGGAGCUGUGUGUAUCCCAGCUGUGCCAGCAGCAUCGGACCAGUCAUGGUGGGGGGGAGGGGUGGUGGUGAAAGAGCCAGGGGUUCAUUCAAGGUUGGCUUCUGAUCAGGCAUCUUGGGAAUGGAUAAUGGAGGCGGCCACUUUCAGAACAGGCAUGUCCAGGGGCUCUUCCCAGCCUCUACCCCAAAGUCUUCCUCCCAAGUGACCCCGGUCAUGUUUCCAUGGAGAUGUGCUCCUGGCUAUGGCAGGCACCUUCUCAACUCGUGUGGGUGGGGGGGCCCCCAUGCAUGGGGGACCUAGACAACAGGCUUGCCCAAGAGAGCUGAAGAUGGAGGCCUACCCAAAGGGGGCGCCAAUCCUCCCCAAGACCUUCUCCACAAAAGCUCCUGUUUGGCUGCAGGAAGACCCUGUGGCUCUCAACCAGACUUCUCUGGUACCAAUCCUCUGCCAUUUGUAUCUUAAGAAGGCCCUCCCGCUCUGAGUGGAGUCACAGGAUGCUGUUUAGGCCUCAGAUUCCAGAUGUAAGCAUCAGGUCUCUCCGGAGCUCCCUAAUUUUGGGAAAGAGCCUGUCCCACACCGUCAGGGCCUGAGGUCAGCAGAUCUGCUCCUCCUUCCCGUGCAAUAGGUCUAGGUGCUGAUGAGGGCAGUCCAAGGCGCUCUUGUUCUGGGACAGGCUCCAGUCCCCUUGCUCCAGCAGGUCUGGGGCAAGGAGGUCAGAAGUGGUGGGAGGGCCCCUGCUCUCUGUUUCUACUUCGUCUGAAUCCUUGCUGCUGCAAAGUGGCACUGAUUCUAGCUCUGUCCCUUCCUCCUUGGCUUUCCGGCUUCGAUGGGGCCAGUGGCAGGGUCCACUCCUACAAGCUUGGUUGGAAGCCACAUUCCUCUGGCUCAAGUAUACUUCCAGCAUGUAGUAAACGGUCCAGAAGACAGUGAAACAGCCUACCAGCACCAGGGUCUGGGCCGAGGCAAGCACCUACAUGAGGCACUGUUUCCCGAGGCCUACAGCCUUUCUCAGCCCAGGACAAUGAGCUCAGAAAGUCUUUUUCCUUCUAGGGACUGUCCUUUUCACCCCCUCCCCUGACAAGGCCUAUCCUGUAAGAGUUAGGCUAGCAGGGUAGCAGCAAUGCUAUGAAACCACUGCUGGAACCCAGGUCUUCCUGGUCCUUCAGCCCCAGGCCACCCUGAGAAGCACACUAUGAACUCCAUCCCCACACAGGACAGUCCUGUCUACCUGCAGCUUGAGUCUUGGCCCUAGUACCUUGAGGGUGUUGGGGGUGAUGGUGUAACCAUCUUCCUCAGGAAUUUUCAGCCCAGGUGGGCAGGGCAGGACAAAGUCAUCGCGCAGGUAUUUUCCACUCAUGGCACUUUCUAACAGCCUGCGGAGAAGAAAAGGAGUGAGGAUGCCCCACUGACUGUGGUUCCUAUACCAUUUGCCCUCACCCAUCUUCCCACCUUACAGCUGAAGACAGGGAAGCCCCACAGCAAAAAGGCGAGGCCCAGACUGUGAGUUCCCAGCCCGUGGCUCCGUCUACCGGCUGGAGGCUGGAGCUGGGAAGCACAGCUGGGGUUCGGAGGGAGAUGGGCUCCCUAGGCGGCCCUUCCCGUGAGUGGCCUUCCCGCUGACACAUGCAGCUAUACCCACCUUUGUCUGUCCCUGAUGUCUACUGGACUCCACACAGAGCCAUAUAGGGUCAGCUGCCAUUGCCGGAGGAUGCCGACCUGGAAUGACUCAUCCCCUAGGGCAGCAAGGGGCAGCUCGUGAGCCACGCCCCUCUGUCAGCCAUGCCAAACAGCAGAGGCCCUGCCCUCCCCGCCACCCAAAGGGGCUCAGGCCACAUGGUCUGCUCUAGGAGCUGCCUCACUGUGUCCCACUGACCCCGGGUUCUGCAGAAGGGCCUCACUGGGUACCCUUAGGGAUGGAAAGGGUUGAAAGGCUGUAUUCCAAAGCAGAAUCUUGCUUUUCUCUCCCAUAUUUUGGGGGUUCAGCUGGGAUUCUGCUUGGAAAGAAAAAGUAUUUCUACCAAAUUAAAGAAAGCUUUUAAAA